AUACGAUCGUAACGAUCCGGUUUUCGCUAUGCGAGGAUCCAUGCAUUCAAUUCAACGUGACAUGGUGAUGCUAGAAAAUCAACUUCCUCUGUUUGUUCUCAACCGGUUAUUAGAGCUACAGCUUGGUCCACAAAACCAAACCGGUUUAGUAGCGCAAUUAGCAAUUCGGUUCUUCGACCCACUAAUGCCAACAGACGAACCGUUGACCAAAACCGAUCAGUCUAACAUUGGAAAAGAGAAAUUCUUUAACCCAAUAGCCGACAAGGACAAGGACGAGUUGCACUGUCUGGAUGUUUUUCGUCGAAAUCUGCUUCGGCCUAGUACAAAACCAGAGCCGAGGUUGUCACGGAGGAGAUGGUCAUGGAAAACACGUGUUGCCGAUAAGCGCCAACAACAACUAAUACAUUGUGUUACGGAACUAAGAGAGGCCGGUAUCAAAUUCAAGGCAAGAAAAACCGACCGGUUUUGGGAUAUAAGAUUCAAAAAUGGUUAUCUAGAGAUACCCAAACUACUCAUCCAUGACGGUACCAAAUCUCUCUUCUCGAAUCUUAUAGCUUUUGAACAGUGCCAUAUCGACUCGAGCAAUGACAUAACAUCCUACAUAAUCUUCAUGGAUAAUCUGAUAGAUUCUCCACAAGAUGUUAGCUAUUUGCAUUAUUGUGGUAUUAUCGAGCAUUGGCUAGGAAGUGAUCUUGAGGUUGCGGAUUUGUUUAACCGGCUAUGUCAAGAAGUAGCUUUCGACCCUCAAAAUAGCUAUUUAUCUCAGUUGUCUAACAAGGUUGACCGUAACUAUAGCCGAAAGUGGAAUGUUAUGAAGGCGGUCUUGAAACACAAGUACUUCAAUAAUCCUUGGGCGUAUUUCUCUUUUUUUGCUGCACUUGUCCUCCUAGUUCUCACACUGUUUCAGAGUUUUUUUAGUGUUUAUCCAUAUUUUAAGCCACCGUCUUAAUUUUCAUCAUUGUUCCAUAGUUUAUUUCACUCAAAUAAUUUGGAAUGUUUGUAUUAUACAUCUCCUUUUUUUUUGCCGAACAUCGUGUAUUAUUCUUCA
Molecule: messenger RNA, 1048 nt
Organism: Raphanus sativus (radish)
Lineage: Eukaryota; Viridiplantae; Streptophyta; Magnoliopsida; Brassicales; Brassicaceae
Product: UPF0481 protein At3g47200-like
Exons: 1
Source: RefSeq, a predicted model, not a curated record